UGCGUAGUGGGAACGUGGGCACCUGUAAAAAGAAGCGAGGCCCAAUAGCAACAACGGCACUGUCAUCCCGCUUAAACUUCGGUGGAUACAAUUAUAAAACGAAGGUACUCCUAUCGCUCAAGCACCGAGUUCGCCUGGCUGUUUGACCAAUGCGGAAGUGCGUCCUUGACAAAGUCCAACUUCAAGUGAUUUGAGUUACAGGUAAAGAAAUUCCUUACACAUUUUCCUGAGUGCAUAGAAAACUGCAAGAGCAUCCGAGAACACUGAAGUCUGUUUGUCCGGCGCAGCUUUUUUUUCUGAAGCAUACCCUGUAGCCACGAUGCUUGGCGAAAUUUCGGCCACCAGGGGAAGCGGCACACCGAAGACGGCUGAACGCCCACCCCAGAUCCCAGGCUCACUGAAGUUCAUCACGUGGUACACAAAUGGUUUGGACUUCAGCAACCGUCUGCCACGUACUCGAGCCGUCUGCUCGGCAAUCCGAAGCGCCGACCCGGACGUGGUCUUCCUCCAGGAAGUGGUGCUUCAAUGGGAUCUAGUCCUACGGGAAGCUUUUGAAGACUACACAUGCGUGCGAAAAUUCAGCGCGAACAACUUUACUUUCACCAUGCUGAAGAGAGCCACCACGAAGUUCGAGGGGUACAAGCGGCGCCGGCUGGCGACCAACAACUGGGUGAAAUGCGAGGUGGCGACGAUCGAGGCAUCGUUCGCGGGUCUGCCGAUCACGCUUGUCAACGCCAGGCUUGAACCCGACCCCGACAAGUCGAAACUACGUAAGCAUCAACUAUCCAAGUGCUUUAAGGCGUGUCUAGAGCAGCCUCCCAACAGGACGGUCAUCUUCGGCGGAAACCUCGGCCUGCGCGGACACGAGCUCAAUGACGUAGGCGGGCGUCCGCGCUCGCUAGUGGACGUGUGGGAACACUGCGGCAGACGGCGGGAGGCCUGCUACACGUGGGACAUGACGGUGAACGACAACCACCCGUGGAACACUCGCAAGAAACCCCAGCACCGCACCGACAGGGUCUACGUUAGGGCUGCCAAGCCGGCCACCAUGGCGCCUGUGUCCUUCGACCUGAUCGGGAUGGAAAGGAUAAGCCCCGUGGGUUGCUUCCCCAGCGAUCACUGGGGUCUGCUGUGCCGUUUCAAUUUGCUAUAGGCGUUCCGCCAUGAUAAAUCUCACCAGGCAGUCGUGCUUUCUUGGUGACAGUAAGCAAGGAACACUUUAAUGGGGAUAUUAAAUUUAAUGUCUUUAAGCAGAAGGAACUGAUUCCUUCAAGGCAACAACAAUGGGAUCGCGGUAUUAGGUUGCGUAUUCGCAUCCAUUAUUGAUCGUCAAUAAAUUGAGAAUCAGCGAAGUUUCUGCUGC
This is a messenger RNA of Dermacentor albipictus, 1363 nucleotides long. RefSeq names its product tyrosyl-DNA phosphodiesterase 2-like. NCBI's taxonomy places the organism in Eukaryota, Metazoa, Arthropoda, Arachnida, Ixodida, Ixodidae. Gene Ontology annotation, molecular function: single-stranded DNA binding; 5'-tyrosyl-DNA phosphodiesterase activity. The record is from RefSeq and is a predicted model, not a curated record. Gene Ontology annotation, biological process: double-strand break repair. Gene Ontology annotation, cellular component: PML body; cytoplasm.